Molecule: messenger RNA, 1676 nt
Organism: Gilbertella persicaria
Lineage: Eukaryota; Fungi; Mucoromycota; Mucoromycetes; Mucorales; Choanephoraceae
Product: major facilitator superfamily domain-containing protein
Exons: 6
Coding region: 186-1643 (485 amino acids)
Biological process (GO): transmembrane transport
Cellular component (GO): membrane
Molecular function (GO): transmembrane transporter activity
Source: RefSeq, a predicted model, not a curated record
GCUUGUGCAUAGGAGACAUAUCGAGUUAGCCUUUAUUAUUGGCAAACGCUUUGCUCAAGUAAUGCAUGAUGACAAAUUUUGCAAAAGUAGUUUUUUUUUAAAAGCAUACCCUUUUUUUUUGUUGAUGACAGCAAUAAGGUUUGGUUUUUAGUUUUUGAACCAAGGGUUUCGAUAGAUACCAAACUAUGAACCUUCAUUUUCUAUUGAUAUUUAUAUCUACAGAUCAAUUUUAUGUCAGAAAUUUAUCGUCAGCAAGCGACCAGAGUGACAAACUGAUACAAAUAGAGAACCGACUCGUGAAGAAGUUUGAUUACGUAUAUUUGAUGCCUUUUUUAUGUGCUUUGAACUUAAUACAGUCCUUUGAUAAAACUGCCCUUAAUUUUUCGGCCGUUCUGGGAAUCAAACAAGAUGCUUCUUUAAGCGAUACAGAGUUUGCUUGGCUAGGGUCCAUCUUUUACAUUGGCUAUCUAUGCUUUCAAGGACCAAGCGCCUAUUUGAUACAGAAAUUACCUAUUCAUCAAUACUUGGGUAUUUUAAUUGUCAUUUGGGGCAUUGUACUCGGUUUCACAGCAAUGGGUAAGAACUUUGCACAGCUGCUUGCGUUUCGUUUCUUUUUAGGUGUAUUUGAAGCAGGCGUUUUUCCAUGUACAGUGAUGCUAAUCAGUCGAUUUUAUCGACGUCAAGAACAAGCAGCUCGUAUUGGAUUCAUUUAUGUGUUUGCAGGAAUUGCCAUGUCAACUGGAGGUAUUUUAACUUUUGGAAUUGGACACAUGAACGGCGUAAUGGGUUUGAAAUCUUGGCAAUGGGUGAUGAUAAUUUUAGGUUGUAUUACGGUAGUGUUUGGUGCGACCUGUUUCUUUUUCAUGAUAAGCGAUCCUGUUUGUAUUGCAACAACACCAAACGAGUUUAUCGUGAUUGAAUCACGUAGUAACGACAAUUAUGUGUUUGUCACUCAAAAGAUAAAACUGGAGCAUAUUCUAGAAGCAUUGACCGAAUGGAGAUAUUAUUGUUAUAUGUUCUUUUCAUUCUUGGUCUCGCUCCAAAGUGGGGCAUUAGGUGUCUUUAGUUCUAUCAUCACAAAAGGGUUCGGGUUCUCUGAUUUGAAUGCUAUUUUACUAAGUAUGCCUAGCGGGUUUGUAAAUUCAUGCUGUAUCUUUAUUGCUUUGUUAAGUCAGCAACGCUUGAAAAAUUCUGCGCUCCAUUACUCUGCUUGUGCUUCAUUAUUCAUUUCGGCUCUAGGUCUCGUUCUUUUGUUAGUGAUCCCAUUACCUCAAGCGAAACUUGCGGGGCUUUAUUUAUGCUACGCUUCUGUCGUGGCAGUGAUCAUGAUCACUGCUUCGGUCACAAACAAUGUGUCAGGAUACACAAAGAAGAUCUUUUAUAACAUCUCUAUCGUCAUCUUUGCCACUCUAGGCAGUUUUACAGGCCCACAUCUGAUGCGAGAAGAUCAAAAGCCUCUCUAUAUAGGGGGUCUUGUAACCUAUAUAGUGGCUGAUCUAUUAUCCAUUGUACUCCUGCUUGUGGCAAGGCGUGAUAUGUUCAAAAAGAAUAAGACUCGCUUGCUUCAUCAAUUGCAAAAAGACGAUGAUGAACAACUUGAUAUGACUGACAAACAAGAUGAAUCCUUUAUCUAUCGACUUUAAAAACAGCUAUCGAAAUAAAGCUAUUUUUUUUAU